GAAUUCCCCGCCCCCCGCCUUGCACCCGGAUUCAACCCGCAACUUUCCAAACUAGCCAGCCCCCUCCCCGCACCCAGAGCUGGGGGUUCGUUUAUAAACUCAGGUUUUGAAGAAAAAGGGGGAUUUGAUUUUGCUUUGGCUGCUUUUUUUGGUCUCUUACCAAGAGGGGGAACUUUACUUGGGACACGUGAUUUCUCCUUUUUGUGUGUGUCUCUUUCUUUUGAAUCCAAGCGGAGGAGAGGAGUUUCUGGGGGGGGUCUGAAGGGUCUCGCCGGUCGGGAGCUGCCCGGGCUGGUGUGUCCACUCGCACUCCCUUUGUGCGGGGGCGCGGCCGCUGGCUGGAGAAGAUGUUGGACUUUUGGAAACCCGGCUUUGCAGAGCGUUUGGGGUUUUGCAUGUGGAGGGGCUGGGCAGAACUUAGAUCAAACCAGCGUGUUUUAAAUCUGUUACUGCUAUUAACCCCCCGCCCCCCUGGGUGUUUUGGAUUUCUCCUCGGGCUGGGUCGCGCUUCCCCUGGGCAGCUGGUGGUGGGUGGGGGCAGCUCGGCCAAAGGGAACCAGCAGACCCUCCUCCAUCCCGGCUCAGUUACAGAGCGCCUUGAAGCGGAGCACAGCAGAGGGCCUCUCUGUCUCUCACGUAGCCAGCAGCUCCCCGUGGUCCCUGGGCCACUCAGGGCUGCAGGCAGGAGCCGGCCAGGGAUCCAUUUGCUUUUCCAAUUAGGGAGACAGCUUUGCCAUUUUCUCCUCUUGAAGGGAGGAAGGGGCUUGCAUGGCAGUGGACUUGAAUCUGCUUUGUGGUGUGCGUGCGUGUUGGGGAGCAGAGAGCAGCGCCGCGGUUUUGAAUGCCAUCUCCAGACCAACUCUGCCACAUGGCCGGGAAGGGCUUUAACCAGGAGCGGUCUGCAGGCAGCUCCACCAUGUCAGACAGUGACCUCGGAGAAGAUGAUGGGACUGCCUCUCUGGACCUGUUGCAGUCGAAUAAGAGGAAAAGAAGGGGGAACCUCCCGAAGGAAUCGGUGAAGAUCCUCCGAGACUGGCUGUAUGAGCAUAGGUUCAAUGCAUAUCCAUCUGAGCAAGAGAAACUCAGUCUGUCUGGACAGACCAACCUCUCUGUGCUGCAGAUCUGUAACUGGUUCAUCAAUGCCCGGCGACGGCUCCUCCCCGACAUGCUGCGCAAGGACGGCAAGGACCCCAACCAGUUCACCAUCUCUCGCCGAGGGGGCAAGACCGCAGACGUGGCCCUGCCCCGUGGGGCUGCCACAGGCUCUGGGGGGCCGGUGAUGCCUCCUGUGGCUCCUGCUACGGCUGCCACCACCCCCAAGGUGAUGUCCAUGUCUGUCUGCCCGCAGGUGAUCUGCUCCUCCACGCAGCCGCUGGCCAGCAGCCUGACAGUGGUGAGCACCCAUGGGGCUGAGCAGGAGAAGCAGGCUCCCUUCCCCAGGACGGAGCCGGACCUCCACCCCAAGCCUCAGCUGAGCACAAGCAGCACCAUGGCGCUGCUGGCCAGGACGGACGCAGCCAGCCCCACCAGCGGACUCUUUAACACCCCGCCUCCCACGCCGCCCGAGCUCUUCGGAGAGGACUUCAGCAGCUUCCAGUUGCUGGUGGAGGUGGCUCUGCAGAAGGCGGCUGAGCUGGAAUCGCAGCGGCAGAAUGGGCAGCUGCCCCCGUUAUGGCACACGGAGCCCCAGGCUGCCCCAGUCUCCAAGUAACCUGCUCUGUGCUGGCUCCAGCUGGGUCUGCCCACCCUUCCUGUCUUCUAGGGUUCUGUCGGGUUUGGCCUCUGCCGGCUGAAGGUGUGUUUGUUUUGUUUUGUUUUUUUCCCCCUAUUGUUUUUCUCAGCAGUGAAGAUCCUCAUCCCAGACAUUAUACGUCCUUCUCCCACCAGGAGGGAACCCAAGGAGCCUGACGGCAUUCGGACCUCCGCAAAGCAGCCCUUGUGGACUGCAGUAUCUUCAUCUGGGGGGACACAUGACCCUUCUCAUUGUCACGGUGUUCGGAAGCUGUCAAGCAUCCCUUGCACCUUUGAUUCCACCCUGGGUUUCUUAUAUCAUGCUGGUGACAUCACCUCUCUUCAGGUGCCUAAAGGAGGGAGGCAUGGCUCCUUGGAAGGAUCUUAGUGGCUGAUGUGGAGCGAGAGCUUUGUAGCUGGCUGACCUCUUACUAGAUGACUAUUUUGCUGUGUAAAACCUGCUGACUUUAUGGGAGAAAAACAGACGAAGUGUCCAGCCAAAACUACAUCUAAAGGGGAGAGAAACCGUCUGGGUUUUGAACACCCAGGAGGAAAAGACUUUCCCCUAAACCUCUCUGGCCCACUUCUUUGUUUCUGCCUUGUAUAUAUUUUGUGAACGGAGAGUUUAGUCGCAGAGCCUUGAGCAGCCCUGGAGAGCCUGUGGAAAGGCAAAGAUCAAAGUAACUGGAAAACUUAAAUCUGUGGCUUUUUUUUUUUUU
This is a messenger RNA of Caretta caretta (loggerhead turtle), 2450 nucleotides long. It is a transcript of the gene TGIF2, whose product is annotated as TGFB induced factor homeobox 2. NCBI's taxonomy places the organism in Eukaryota, Metazoa, Chordata, Testudines, Cheloniidae. Gene Ontology annotation, molecular function: DNA binding. Gene Ontology annotation, biological process: regulation of DNA-templated transcription. The record is from RefSeq and is a predicted model, not a curated record.